CGGGUUGUUUUUCAAGUCCGCGGAUUGAAGCGACCCCAAAUAACAUGAUAUUUAGCACAUGGAAUGCGAAUUUUACCAGGGGUACCCGGCAAAAAACGCGGAUUUUAGCCCCGGGACACUGGGUAAAAACUUGGUUGUAAAAAAAACCUGGCAACGCUUACAAUAUGCCCGGGAGUGAGAUGUUGGUACAACACCUCUUAGCAGUUUUUCUUUCAUUUUCAUCUGUGGGUGAGGUUGUAAGACAGAAACCCGAUGCUGUAAGUCACCGACGACGAGACGAGAAAAACAGAUGUUUUACAUCAUUGCUACAGUGUUCUCUUGUGUAAUGACACAACUAUUGUGACUUGAGUGGCAAAAAGAGAACACUUGGAUACACACCAGUCAGUGGCUGAGCGUAAAGACAACAUGGCAACUCAGGCUUAUGGGCAGGAACCUGGAAAAAAGGAAAAACAUGGCAACAUUCUUCAGCUGCAACAUGAUUGCAAGCAGAGAGAAGACAGUGAGAAAAGAGAAUCGGGAAAAGAACCACCCCAAUGUGAAGACAAGGAUCAGAUCAAAUUGGAAAACAUCGACAAGCUCUUUAGCAGACUCGAACUCAGUCAUGAAAACUCCUACAAACUGUCAAGAGUCUUUCUGCAGGUAACUCCUCCACUACAAAGGCAUGAACCUUGUAAUGAGAAGAAUUUGGUUCAAACAUAUAUACAAGGACUGCUGAUGGCAGAUUACACAGCAAGAUACAUUUCAAUGAAAGAGGAAAAAAGUGAGGUGCUUAAUGCAAAAGGCGCCAUGGUUUCUGAUGUGCAAGGGGGUAAUGCCUUUGAAAACAUUUUCAAGAGGUCUGUGCAUGUUGAUACGGGCAAAAUACAUCCCAUUCACCCAAUGGAUAUUCAGAUGGCAGUGUUUCUCUGUGCCAAUAAUUUCCUUCGUCAGCUCAUGGUAACAAAACUCUCACAAUGUCAGUAUGCUCUUCCUCUGCUUGUGCCUAAUAUAUUUACCAAGGAGAUUGAAUUUCCCCUGUGGACCUUCAGGCAAUUUAAGAAAAGCUGGAAGUCCCACGAAGAAAACAUCAGUAAAAACCAGACAAUCUACAAGGCUGAAACACCUAUGGUUGCCUUUUUUAGAUUUUCAGCAGUUUCUUCAUCCAAAUCAGAAUUAAUGAACAACCUGAUCAAUGAACGGCAUGAAACUUUCUUCCACAGACACUGCCGUGGAAGCAGCAAAUCUCGCCUGCUGAUGGAUGGAGUGGUUGAGAUCGCCUGGUACUGCCCUUCUGGAGAGAAAACUGAUAAAUUCACGGAUUGUGUUGCCUUCUGUAAUCUUCAUGGCGAUGCACAAGCUAAUGACACACAGCUACAAAUUCUGACUGAUAAGUCCUCAAUAAAUGUAGUGCUUUUGCCAAAUCUUGAUAGGAGUGACAAAAGUAUGAAAAUAGUGGAAGAGCUCUACAACAGCACAAAGCCUCUCAUUUGCCUUCUGACUGAAGAUGACUCAGGUGUUUCCAAGAUGAUGGAAGGCAAAUAUACAAUUGGCUUGAAAGAAAGAAAUAGAUCAGAUAUAUCAGAGGAACUUAGAAGAACCAUCAAUGAGUGCCUCUCAAAACCACUGUCAGUUUUCAAACUUGAGAAUAUGGGUGAACAUUCAGGAAUCAAAGUUGAUGAGAAUGACGAUGACUGCAGGAGAGGAAAAGAGGCAGCAGAGAAGAUGAUGAGACUACUUGAGACUAAGGAAAUGUCCAAAAUCAAAGAAACAUUUCUGCCUUGUCAGGGAAAACUGUGGCACGACUGGUGUCUAAAGAACAAAGAACUACAUCGACCUCAAGGGAACAACAUUGAAAUGCAUAACAGCCAAAAACAAACAGAAAUGCACAAAAUCCGUGAGCAGCAGAAAAAAAUUGGCCUCAGUGAAUUCUUAAAAUUGUUUAUUGAAAAACAAAAUUCCAUAAAUGCUGCUGAGAAGAUGUAUUCCCUUAAAUGGCUGGGGAUCCUCCUGGACGAAUAUACUUCAAAAGAUCUCUGCAAGCUUCAUCAAGAGUAUUAUGAAACAUGGUCAAAAGUGCUGGAUUUGAAAAAGGAACAUGAUAAAUCUGCGCAACUGACAGCAGAACAGUCACAACUAGAGAAGCUAUCUGAAAAACUGAAUUUAGCAUCAUUUGGCUUGGAGCACAUAUUAAGAGAGAUUGCCCAGAUAUAUGAAUCACACAUAUCUGUGAGAAAGAAUAAAAGAUCUGAAUGUAAACUAGAUUCUCUCCCACAGUUUGCUGCAGAGCUCAUGAUCUCUGGAUACCCACUGGAGCUGAUGGACGGUGAUGCAUCUCAUGUUCCUCUGAUUUGGGUUCAAGCGGUUCUAGAUGAACUUAUCAAAAUGCUGGGAGACCAGAAAGUCUUUGUGUUGUCAAUUUUGGGUAUUCAGAGCACUGGAAAAUCCACCAUGCUGAAUGCCAUGUUUGGACUGCAGUUUGCGGUCAGCGCUGGGAGGUGUACCAGAGGAGCCUUCAUGCAGCUGGUCAAGGUGUCAGAAGAACUGAAAACCCAGUUAAACUUUGACUACAUUAUUGUUGUCGAUACUGAGGGACUUCAUGCUCUAGAGUUGGCUGGCAGGUCAACAAGACAUCAUGAUAAUGAAAUGGCAACAUUUGUAGUCGGUCUUGGAAGCAUGACUUUGAUCAACAUCUUUGGUGAAAAUCCAGCUGAGAUGCAGGACAUCCUUCAGAUUGUUGUUCAGGCCUUCUUGAGGAUGAAGAAGGUGCGACUGAAUCCCAGCUGCAUGUUUGUGCAUCAGAAUGUUGGAGACAUCACAGCGGGCGAGAAGAACAUGGUAGGGAAAAGGCGCUUGCAGGAGAAACUAGAUGAGAUGACUCAACUAGCUGCUAAAGAAGAGGUCUGUGGUGCAGAAUGUUUCAGUGACGUCAUUGGAUUUGAUAUAAAGACUGAUGUGAGGUACUUUGCCCAACUCUGGGAAGGCAGCCCACCAAUGGCUCCACCCAAUCCAGGUUACAGUGAAAAUGUGCAGGAGCUUAAGAACACAAUCCUAUCCCGUGCCUCACAAUAUAAUUGUGUGACACUGACACAAUUCAAAGAUCGUAUUGGAGACCUGUGGAACGCUCUUCUGAAUGAAAACUUUGUUUUCAGUUUUAAGAAUACUUUGGAAAUUGCAACAUACAGAAAAUUAGAAGAGGAGUAUGCAAAGUGGACCUGGAGUCUCAGAAGUGCCAUGCUGGAGAUUGAAGAUAAAUUGCACAACAGAAUCAAUAACAAGCAACUACAUAAAGUUGAGAGUAGAGACUUGGAAAAGGAGAUGGCAGAGACCAAUGAAGAGGUGAAACAGUCCAUGAAGCUUUACUUUGAAGAACACAAAGAAAAGGAGAUGCUGAUUCAGUGGAAAUUGAAAUUUCAAGAGAAAAUCAACCACCUUCAUUGGGAGCUUGUGAGAGAUGCAAAAAGAAAACUAGAGAACAUUAUCUAUCAAAAGAAAGCUCUCACCAAACUGGAUGGAGAGAAAACUCUGCUUGAGCGAAAACUCCUUGAGAAAAGCAAAGAGUUUGCAUUCAGACUCAAACAAAAAGGUCUUGAUGAGAAUGAGCUGAAGGCACAAUUUGAUACAGUGUGGGAAAUGUGGGUCUCUGAGUUGGCAGGGAAUGUUCAACCUUUUGAAGAACUUAACGUAGUAAGUGACAUUAUUACAAUAAUAUCAGAAAUUCAUGAAAAAGCGCUUGUGCUUGACAGAUUAAAUAAAUUUGAACGCAUACAUCAAAUCACUGAUUUCACCAUAUAUGUAAAUCUCAUCGGAAAAUUCUGGAAAAACAGACUGUUUGGCCUUCCACCAGAAGAACAAGAGUCAAUAAAACAAUUGGUGUACACUAUUGGUCGUGAAACUGUGAACCAGGUGAAGUCAAAAUCAGUUGCAAACACAGGCUACAACCCAAGCUACAUUCAAGAAAUUGCACAACUUGUAAAAAUGAAUGUAGGAAACCACAAGUGCAAAAAAGCACAAUAUGAAUUCAAGAAAGAGUUCACAGUUGAUCUGACGAUCAGUGCUUGUAAGUGGGCAGGUGAGAAGUUUGCAGAGCUCCAUCAGGUGUUCAGAAACAACAAUGAUCCUUCGAUUUAUUUAGAAAGAAAGAAACCUGAAUACUACAGUGUGUUCCGGGGAUUCUGCAAAGGAGCGAAAUCUGCUGCAAUAUUUGGAGCUUUGAUUUGUAGUGAGCUGAAAAACCCGAUUCUCCAGAGUGCCUACAACAAGGCUGCAAAUGAUCUAGCAGGAGAGAUGCGAACAAAUAUUCCAGCAUUCAAAGGCAACAGGUCAAACCUGGAGAAACACAUUCUGAAAGCACUAGCAGAUGAGGAAGAUUUUAAAAAGUUCAUUCAGUAUAUACAUUUACCAAGGAACCACUUUGAAGAUUUCAUCAAAGCUGAAGUGAAAGCAUAUUUAACAGGGGAGAACUCCCCAGCUCUUGCAAUGAUUAAUGGGAACAUCAAGAACAAGGGGCAAUGCGUCAUCACGGCUGCUGAAAAAGCAACAACUGAAGUCUCUAGGGAACAUGGAGAUGCCAAUAUGUGGCUGGAGAUAUUCUCAGAGUGUCUGAAAGACGAGCUUGAAUACAGUAAAGAACAUCUCACUGGUAUCUGCUGUGAGGACAUCACUAACUUUGAACUUCUAAAUGAGGUUGUGAAAGAAGAACUUCAGCCCAUCACAGAAGAGUCAAACAAAUACUUAAAAAAACCCUCUGAUAUUGAAAUGAAAAUGUUCAGGGAACCACCAGAUGAGAUUUUGAUUGAACACUUCUGCCAAUGCUGCUGGGUUCAGUGUCCCUUCUGUGGUGUCGUCUGUGUUAACACAAUGGAGGACCAUCUUGGAGAUCACAUUGCUCCCUUCCAUCGUAACUGUGGGAUGAGAGGGAUGAUUUACAGAGGUACAGAUAAUCUUUGCUUGGAGUUCUGCACAUCUUCAGUGGCAAGUGACAGCCAAUCCUUUUACCCAACAUCUGAUUCAGAUGAGACAGUUUUAUGGAAGGAGUAUAGAACAGCAGGUCCGGAUUUUGAGAAAUGGAGCAUCACGCCUGAUGUCUCAGAGCUGCCAUUCUGGAAGUGGUUUGUGUGUCGAUUCCAGAAUGAUUUGGAAAAGCAUUACAACAAAACUUUCAGUGGUUAUGGUAAGAUUCCAAAUGAAUGGAGAUCAUUCACAAAAAAUCAAGCUUUGGAGAGUUUGGAGAAAUACCUGUAAGUCUAAUUGCUGCCUUAAAUUUUUAAAGUGGAACCAAAGUGUCCUGUAAGACCUAGAGUUUAUUUCCAAUAAGCUGUUCUCACCACUUUCUAAAGGCCUUUUUAUGAAAAGAUGUCAUUAUAAUUAAAUUUAUGUCAGAUUUUUAAUUAUUUUAUAUAGAAAUGAUUAUGUGUACCAUUGGUUUCCUUUUAUGUUCAGGGUUUUUGAUUGGUAUUUUAAUUGUUUUAAUUACAUAAUUUGAAAAAAGUUUUUAAGUCUACUUUUUGUAACUGAAGUUUUUAGUAAAUUUACCAUCAUAUUCUUAGGAUCCCAAUAAAAUUAUACUGUACUUUUUACAAAAAUAAUUUUAAUAAAACAGUUUUUUUUUCCCCUUGA
Messenger RNA from Ctenopharyngodon idella (grass carp), 5595 nucleotides. Its product is annotated as interferon-induced very large GTPase 1. The transcript has 6 exons. Bases 406 to 5220 code for a protein of 1604 amino acids. Lineage: Eukaryota; Metazoa; Chordata; Actinopteri; Cypriniformes; Xenocyprididae. The record is from RefSeq and is a predicted model, not a curated record. Gene Ontology annotation, molecular function: GTP binding.